CACAGCUAUCCAGCAUUAGCACAGGCUGCUGAGGGAGAUAGCUAGCACUGGAUUACAACAAAGAGACGAAGAAAUGGAGUAAACAAGAACUCUAAUAACGUUACGCUGUUUGAAUACAGUCUGCCAGCCUGACAACGUCGAAGGAUAGUAUAAUUGUUUGGUUGAUAUAACGUUAUAUUCUAAACACUUAGCUACAGUCUGGCUGUAACUGAUGGGAAUACCGUGUCGAUGCACUUGUAGCCAGCGUUGCUGCGUUUGAGUAAUUAGCUAUUAUCUGGAUUGACUGGAUUCAAUAACACUUAUAUUAUGUUAAAUUAAUAGUAGCUUCAACAUUCUUGGCAACGGGUCAGAUAAACAGCUGAACAAGCCGGCGCUGGCUGGGUUGUGGGCUAGCAAUACUAGCAUUACUCACCGAGACUGUAUAACUUAGCUCCGCUAGCUAGCGUGUUAGCCGCGGCGGGGCGGGUGUGUGGAUUACAUACCUACGUUAGCUAAUAGGUUACAAAAGUUGAACUAUCGGCGCCUGACUGGUGCUGGAAAGUGGACAUUAGUUUUAUGUGGAAACUACUCGGGCAAGGUAAAAUUCCUUUUGAAAAAAACUUUGUCAACACGGCAGUUCUUGUAGCCUGUAUUUCCAAGCCGCCCCUGGAGAUGCAGCAGCCCGACUCCACAGGAGACUCGGCGAGCGCUCGGAGAAUGGCGCCGCCGGUCAGUGUUCAGAGGCGUGGGGCCAGUAACGCUGCUGGUGGGGCUCCCUCCUCAUUGGCAUCACAGGGAAGUACUAGCCUUAGCAGCAGUCUGAUGCCAGCAGAUGAUUACAAGCCUUCGACAUUAAUUCUGCCGCCGGCCCCUGCCGCGUCGUCACUGGGAAGUCAACACCCACCCCAAAGCCUGAGCAUCCAUUCCCAGUCAACACUGUUGGCUCCCAUUCUGACUCCAGCAGGGGCACAGAUAAAAAAGAAAAGUGGCUUUCAGAUCACCAGCGUUACUCCAGCACAAAUCUCUGUCAGCACCAACAACAGCAUUACAGAGGACACUGAGAGCUGUGAUGACUUGGAUGAAUCCCACACAGAGGAUUUGAGCUCUUCUGAGAUCCUGGAUGUUUCCUUGUCACGGGCAAAUGACACAGGGGCUGCUGAGAGAAGCUCAUCUGAGGAAACCUUGAGCAACUUCCACGAGGCAGAAACCCCCGGCGCCGUGUCCCCGAAUCAGCCGCAUGUCCUCCCUCAACCUCACGGGACUAUGGUCAACGGUGCUGUUCAGCAUCAGCACCGGACCCACCACACCCUUCAUCACCAUCAGUUUCACGCCACCCCCUCUGGAAAUACUCAUGCCGCUUCCUCGGGCUCAACUGGGACGCAAGCUGGGAUUCUGCUGGGCAGUGUGGUGACAUCCACCACAACACCGAGCACUGGGACUUUACCAGCCAAAGGCCAGAAAAUGUCUUUAAAUGUUGGAGGGAUUCUGGAAAAUGUCUCUGUUGGCACUCCCAAUGUCAUUGGUCAGACUUCAGUUACUGUUGCCCUGGGAACGUCUGCGGGAAUGGUCUCGGCAGCGCCAGGUGCUGCAGUUAGUGUUAUUAAGCCUUUAACUAGCAAUGUUAGUAAUGUUAAUAUAUUAAACUCCAAUGUGCCUGGUUUAGGUGGCAUAAGUGCAAAUGGUAGCAGUGUAGUCUUUUCCUCUGGCUUGAAUAAUACUCAUAACCAAAAUAUAAACCUAAUACAGCAACAAAGUGGUGUAGUAAGUAGUGUCGUGAGCAUGACGACUAGCACCACAACAUCUGCUGUUAUUGGCUCAACAAGUGGCAGUCAUGUAGGGUUGGUGGACAUGGCACAGCCUACAAGUGUUGCCUCUGUCUCCAGUGCACAGCCUCAGCAGGCCCAAGUGCCCCCUCCUACCACCGGCUCGCGCUUUAGAGUGGUUAAGUUGGACUCUAGUUCAGAGCCCUUUAGGAAAGGCAGAUGGACAUGCACGGAGUAUUAUGACAAGGAGGCUCCAGGUCCUGGAGUGCCUGAGAAUGUGCCAAGCACCCGAUCAGUGGAAAGCAUUCGCCAGUUUGUACCUGACACCAUUUCAUGUUCAGAGAGUGCUAGUGGGGGCUCGGUCAGCACUCUGAGCCACUACUCUGAGAGUGUGGGCAGUUUGGAUAUUGGAGGCUCUACAGCUGUGCAGCAGAUCUUUCCACAGCCACCCACUCAGAUGGCAGACUACUCCACUCCUGCUAGCAUUGCUAAGCCUCAUAUGCAACGCCAGGACAUUGUACACCAACACCUGAAGGCCAGUGCCACCCCACUGCCAGCCAGCACUCAGCAGCAGGUGCCAGUCAGCAUGGUAGGACUGCAGACAACCACCGGGCAUCCAUCACCCCCACAGCAGCUCACAUAUGCCCAGGCAGCACAGCUGACUUCAGCUCAGGGUCUGCCAGGAGUCUCCCAGCAGCAGAUGGCUUACCCGCAUGCACAGCAACCAGCUGCAGCAGCCCAGGUAGCAUCAGUGCAUGUCAAUCCAUUAAGCCAAGGUGGCAGUCUGCCACCUGAAUUUACCCAAUCUCAGCAGAUCAUCCAGGCUACACCUCCUGGAUCAGCACAAACACUGCCAUGUUCUGUACCCCCUGUGGCUGUAGCAGGAAACACUCAGAUGAUGCAGGCUCCCCAGCCACCUGCUGUAGCUCAUUCACUUCCACACAGUCUUCUUCAACCACAGCAGACACCCUCGCCCCAGAUGGUCCAGGCCCCUGCUAGUGGGGUGAUGCCACAGUUGGUACAGUCUGCAGGGUCUGGGGUUAUCAAGAAGCCCCAAGGCCAACCGCUCUCUUCUCAGCUCUCUAUUGAACAGCAGGCGCCACUUAACAGUCAGGGCCUAACAACCCAGUUUGUCCCUGCAGUUACAACGAGCCUGACCACAUCAAAUGUGCCUCCCAGUCACCAGAGUGAUCCUCAGUCCAGCUUGGUUCAUGAUGGUGGUAAGGAUGCUGGGUCCCAUCCUCCUGUCAGUGCCCUGUAUGCUACUCUGCCCUCGCUGAUGGCCACGCAGCUAGAGGAUGCCCAGCGCCUUCUCUUUCAGCAUCAGUCUCUGCUGGCGUUUCCGAAGCUAGCGGCUGGUGAAUGUGCCUCCCAAGCUGGCACCUCCUCAGGUCCUGAGGAGAGUGGUGGAGUCAGUGCCUUAACGGCCUCGGCCAGUCUGCUGAAGAACCUGCCUGUCGAUGGAGAGGAAGAUAGUUCCUCGGGCGCCAGUGUUGUGGCCAUAGACAACAAAAUCGAGCAAGCAAUGGAUCUAGUGAAGAGUCACUUGAUGUAUGCUGUUCGUGAGGAAGUGGAAGUGCUGAAGGAACAGAUCAAAGAACUAAUAGAAAGAAACUCCCAGCUUGAGCAAGAAAACAACCUGCUGAAGAAUUUGGCCAGUCCAGAACAGCUGGCACAGUUUCAGGCACAAGUUCAAAGUGGCUCUUCACCAUUGUCUGCACAGGGAGUGCAGCCGUCCGCCGUGCCAGCUCAGCUUUCUGCACAGAACUCUGGACCCUCGGCAUAGAGCGCCAAUGUUCCCUGUGAAGGGGAAUAGGUGGUUAACUAAACUAAAAUGGACAAGUUUGCCUCACUCAUAGGAGGAUUCUAUCAAAAUUUGCACAUAUUUAAAAGUCUCAACAUGACCAAGCCUAUAUUGAGGGCUCUGUACAUCCCUCUGACAGUCCAGUAAGUUGUUGAUGCAUGAUGGAUAUUGCCAAACACCAUGGAAUGUGACUGUCAGAUGGGUGAAAAAAAUCAAGGUGGACACAACUCAAAAGAUUCACUGUGCCUAUGGCUGAAGGAUUUUAAGCAAUGUCCUUUUUCAAUGGUAACUUUGGCUUUGUAAGGGUGUUUCCAUGCCUCACUUUUGUAGUGGAAAUGCUGACCACAGUCCUUUUUUUAGGCUGCAAAAAGUAAGCACUUUAAUGAUGCCGAAUGUGUUGAGUCUUUGAUCAAUUAAUCGGUGCGCCAUCAGGUGUGGGUAGGCUGAAUAGGAUGGUGGUCUCAGUACUUGCAUUGGUGUCAUUACACCUGAGUGAUGAAAGAGAAAAGUUGCCCCAGAGGAGGUAUUAACUUUCAGUAUUUAAAACUGAAUUCCUCAUUCUUUCUGUUGCAACUUUCAGUAACAUUCGUAACGCAAGAUCCUGAGGAGAAGGUGUUGAGCAGGUUGAGUGAAUGUGGGAAUCCUUUUGUAUAUUUACUGUAAGUAAGUUGUAUAUUUAGUGUAAGUAAUCUGUAAAAUAGUCAUAUUGCGAGAAACACUAUGAGACACUAUUUAGGUUUUACAAACUAAAGAAGUUGUUGGCUUUCCCAAGACAUUUCACCAUCUUUUUUAUGCUGUUUUACCAGAAUGGAGGCAUCAGUCUUAGGAUAUUUACAUGACAAAAUACUGAACUUCUCAGCUGUGUUAAUACCUACUGUAAACCACUGUUCACUUGGUUAUUUGCACCUAUGUGAUUUCUGUUUCCAUUUUUGUCAGUGAACUACUGUGGAGGUCAGAUCUUUAACUUUAGUUAUUCUGAGUAUCAUGGGGAACUGAUGUGCGUUAUUAUUAUUGCAUUAUAUGUACAAGUUGUAUGCUUAUGUUCUGUGCAUGUCCCUCAGAACCGGAGGUAUUGUGUAAUUUAGAUCAACUGCACUUCACAACUUUCAAUAAAAUGUUUAAGGAAUCGUAAGACCAUCAGGCAUAUGCUGGUUUAUUGUAAUGCCUAAAUUUUGUGUGUGAAAAUAUGACCAAGAAAUGCAGGCCUGUUAAUAAUCUGAGUUUGUGGGUUAGCUAUCUUGUUCUUCUUGAGGUAAAACUAGUUAAGGAUUUGUUUGAGGAUUGUCAAGACUGCCUCAAAUAAAAAUCAAUUACAGUCUCCACUAAAUCCA
Molecule: messenger RNA, 4877 nt
Organism: Electrophorus electricus (electric eel)
Lineage: Eukaryota; Metazoa; Chordata; Actinopteri; Gymnotiformes; Gymnotidae
Gene: tsc22d1
Product: TSC22 domain family, member 1
Biological process (GO): negative regulation of apoptotic process; positive regulation of cell population proliferation; regulation of transcription by RNA polymerase II
Cellular component (GO): cytosol; nucleus
Source: RefSeq, a predicted model, not a curated record